CGAAAUAAAUAGUCCUUUCAAUAAUUUAACUCGCGUGCAAAGCAACGGAACAAAUAAUGAAGAAGAAAUGAACGAAUUUAUAUAAAACAACAUUUUCUGCUACAACAUUUACAUAACCUCAAUCGUGUCUUAAAAAGGCGGCAAAAUGGCAGAUGAACUCUCUUCUGAUGAAGACAUCGGCGGCGAGAUUAGAAGCGAAGACGAGAACGAAUUGGAAGUAAUACAAGAACCGGGAGAAGGUGAAGUCCUUCAGGAAACAGAGAAUGUGGAAGCGCAAGAAGAUGCCAAUGGCGAUGGUGAAAAUGCACAAAAGCAAGAAGCGAAAGUAAAACGAGUGCGUAACCCGCAACCGAAAUUAAAUGCAGACAGAUUGAAAGGACCCAGAGGAAUACAAACAGUGGAAGGUAUUUUGAAAAAAAUCAAAUUCAAAGGUCGCGGUCACGAGGAGGAAGAUUUAAAUAGUCUGAUGAGAGGAUAUGAGUAUUGGUGUCAUCGUCUCUUUCCCAAGUUUACCUUCGACGACUGCCUGGAUAGAAUUGAGCGGUUAGGCAAAAAAAGAGAAGUUCAGACUUAUAUCAAGAGAGUCAGGAUGAAUUUGCUGUUCGACGAUAUCGAUGGUACAAUACCGAAUGCUGAUGACGACGAGAAUGAAACUGAAACCAAUGACACUCAGAAUACAGCGAGUGAACCAUUCGACACGCUAUUCUCUCGUGAAGAAUCAAAUGCUAACAGCGCACCUACACAGGAACCAGCCAAUCAAAUUACGUCGGAGAUGUUGGAACGAAUCCGAAUAAACCGUGAACGUGCUCAGAGAAUCAGAAGGCAGAAAAUGAUUAUCUCUGCACCUGUCGAUGUGAGCCCUUCUGUCAGUCAAAACCAACAACCUGUUGAUCCUGAUUUUGUACUUCCCGAAGUGCCUCGUAGUCAAAAUCAUACUGAAAGCACGCAAAAUGACACACAAUUGGUGUCUUCUAAUGUGAUGGAAGAGUCUGAAAUGCCAGUUGAUGUACCUCGUGAAGAAAGUUUAUUGUCAUCUGAAGAUGGUAGCCGAAACAUUACAAUUAGCGAUAUAGAUUCACAAAAUUGAAGAUUUAUCAAAGCCCUAGGUGUUGUGUAUCAUUAUUGAAUGUAGUUAAAUAAGUAAAAAAAAGUUAAAUAAAUGUUGUAGCUGAAAUUUA
Messenger RNA from Photinus pyralis (common eastern firefly), 1178 nucleotides. RefSeq names its product TIMELESS-interacting protein. Lineage: Eukaryota; Metazoa; Arthropoda; Insecta; Coleoptera; Lampyridae. The coding region runs from base 146 to 1087 and encodes 313 amino acids. Gene Ontology annotation, cellular component: nucleus; replication fork protection complex. The record is from RefSeq and is a predicted model, not a curated record. The transcript is spliced from 2 exons. Gene Ontology annotation, biological process: DNA damage response; replication fork processing; DNA replication checkpoint signaling. Gene Ontology annotation, molecular function: DNA binding.